AUGCGUUUCUCCUCGCUUACCUCGCUCAUUUUCCUAGCAGUGCCGGUCACUGUCUCCGCUUGCGAGGGCGAAUGCAUCGUUGCCAUCACGAAUGUGUUCCUCGGAAACUAUACCGCUCCAAUCAGCGCUGUGAUGGACAGCGUGGCGCAGCAGAUAUCCCAUUUCAUACCCAGCAAUCGUCUCGAAAUCACGCGCGCCUAUCUCUCCCCGCUCGUCGAAGCGUACAACAAGCAAGCAUACGACAGCAUGGAGAGGGCGAUCUUCCCCCAGUUUUUCCACGGCAAAUGUCAGCAAAAUGGCGUCGAUCCGCCUGGCUGCCCGAACCCUGACUGUCCCGUCGUCUGCGGCACGCCCGGCUCGAUGGUUCACUACUACUCGACGCUGCGCGAGAUCGCGUUCAACUGUACGCGCGAUUCGCUAGUGGCGCUCUCUGCGCCCGAUUCGCCGACCUAUGCGAGUAUCGAGCGGGCGGUCACGGAGGCCGCGCAGCGAGACUCGCACAAGUUGACUGGAAAGCCUGGGUACCGGACUGCACCUGUCUCUGCUCCUCAUAACGACACGGUUCCACAGUCUAUGUCGACAAGCUCUGGCUAUGGCAAGGAGGUCUUGGUCCCCAUUCUCGUCAAGAGACAGUCACUAGACGUGCAGACCGAUCUCAGGGCCGUGAUGGGACAGACUGGUAACAUGCUCCUCAACGCAUGUAGCGGGAUCGACGACAACGUGGAGAGCCUGUCGCGCUGCAGCUGGGAAAAGCCUAUGAAGGACUACAUCUUGACUUUCCCUUAG
This is a messenger RNA of Postia placenta MAD-698-R-SB12, 786 nucleotides long. RefSeq lists its product as hypothetical. The record is from RefSeq and is a predicted model, not a curated record. Lineage: Eukaryota; Fungi; Basidiomycota; Agaricomycetes; Polyporales; Adustoporiaceae. The transcript is spliced from 3 exons. Bases 1 to 786 code for a protein of 261 amino acids.